AUGGAGGCGUUCACCAAGAGGGUACGAACGUUCGACGCGUUCCCCAAGGUGGACUCCCAGCAUACGGUUCGCCUGGAGAGGGGUGGGGCACAUACACUUCUCACAUUGUGUUGCUGUCUAUUCAUUGCGUGGGUUGAAUUUGGACUGUUCCUCGGAGGGUUUAUUGACAAACAAUUUGGCGUCGAUCCCGUUAUAAAGCAGGACUUGGAUAUCAACAUUGAUAUGUUAGUGGCAAUGCCAUGUGAUUACUUACAUACCAACGUUAAAGAUCUUACCGAUGAUCGCUUUAUGGCUGGAGAAGUGCUUAAUUUUGAGGGUGCUGAGUUUUUCUUGCCCUCAUUUUACCGUAUCAACGAGGUUAAUGAAAGACACGAAGCGCCUGAAUUUGAGCUGGUGUUUCGUAACUCAGUGCGAGCCCAAUUCGUUAAUCUGGGCUAUCGGCAUGCGACUGAUGCCCCCGCAUGCCACAUAUAUGGCUCUAUCCCCGUUAACCACGUGAAGGGCAUGUUCCACAUAACUGCGAAGGGAUAUGGGUACGGUCUGAUGUAUGAUAAGGUUCCUAUUGAAAAUUUGAACUUUAGUCAUGUCAUUCAAGAGUUUUCAUAUGGUGAGUACUUUCCGUACUUCGAUAACCCAUUGGAUGGUACAGGUAAGACCACUGAAGAAAAUUUGCAGUCAUACACGUAUUUCACAAAGGUGGUGCCAAUUGAAUAUCAAAAAUUGGGAUUGCCCAUUGAUACAUAUCAAUACGCCCUCACUGAGCAUGCAAACAUAUGUCCAAUUGAUAAACAAGGAUUUGUAAUGGGCUACCCGGGCAUCUUCUUUCGUUAUGAAUUUGAACCAAUCCGCCUCCAGGUGAUUGAGCGCCGAAUUUCAUUUUUGGCUUUUGUUCUGCGUUUGGGAACAAUUGUCGGGGCAUUGUUGAUUGUUGGUAACCACUUUUUCCGUCUUUACGAACGUUUAUUGUUGAUACUUUACGGUCAAAGAUACGUCGAAAAGGGGAAAGAAAAAGAUAAAGGUGGGUUGCUUGACCCGAGUGUAAUGCACUGCGUUGUGAUCGUAGAAGAUUGCGUCAACGAAAUCAAACGACUACACGCACCGCCGCAUCAAAUUCGGCGCGGAAGAAUCGACUUCAACGAAGCCAUUAUCCACAUCGGAUGCUUACGUAUAAUGUCCACUAAGCAUCGUCGAAGCCGAAACGGUUGUCAAGAAUGCAAGCGAUCCAGAACUAGAUGUGAUGAAACGAAACCCGCUUGUUUAAACUGCAUUCACAAAGGUACGGAAUGCGCUUACACAUUGACUCUUCAUUGGGGAGGACGUCCGCGUAAAAGUCAACCGGGAGAUGAGCAGUAUACUCCGGAGACUUACAGGAAGCGUCAUUUGAAGAAGCUCACAAAACCUGAAGCAAAGGCCAUUAAGCUUGACACUUCCCCUACGAUUCAACGGGUGGUUUCAAAUGUUGGAACUAGUACAGCAAACAAUCCUCUUGCUGAACGAUCUAUAUCAUCUGGCAUGGUCUCAUCAGAAUUGAUCUCAUCACUGGGAUACAACCCUCGUUUUGAAACUUCACAAAGUCAACCUUCCCUGAACGAUUUGGCACACAUCGGAAACAACGGUUUCCAGGCCAGUUCUGGCCCAGUGGAUUUGAUUUCGCUGCCAUUGCGUGAUCAACCUUAUGAGGGGGUUGACGAAAAACGGCAGAUUUGCAAGCGGGAUGGUGAAAAGUUUGCAACGAUUCCAUUUGAGGCCAUGACCCCAUCUGAGGUGUCCACCAACGUAUUCCCUGUUGCUUUAGAUCUACAGCCGCCGUCGAAUUCUUCACCUGCUCUGAGUGAUUCCUCAAAAGCAUUGGAUUUCAACUUCUUUGGUGUUGACUGGACAACAACGGUAUCUGCUACUUCUGCUCUUGUCAUGAAUUCUCCAAUAACAGCUUCAGCACCUCAAACUGCUGAAGAGUUUCUUUUGAACUUCAGCGAGGACAUCGCGCGAACCACUGACUUCGAUGAAGAAAUCGAUUCAAACUACACUUCGUAUGCAGCGUCCCAAUCUAGCAUUCCACCAUCCUUGAUGCCUUGGCCAGAGUUGAUCUUAAAUGUUGCCUAUUAUCGAAAACUUCUCCACUUUUGGGUAACAGAGGGGUGUACACAUUUAGUGCCAGCUCCAUGGGCAUCUCUGCAACAGAAUCCUUUUCAGGUUCUCUUACCAAGGAUGGCCAUGGAAUAUCCUCUGGUAAUGACGAUUAUGUUGGCUUUUGCUGCGAAAGUUCGCUCGCAGUUGUUAGGAUAUCAAGAUCUGCCACCAGACAUCCGAGAUCAGCUUCUUAGCCGAUCCUGUACCGAACUUAUUCGCCUUCUCAGUGAGAAGGACACCAGCACCAGUGAUUGCACUCUUGCGACCAUUCUAUUAAUGUCCAGCUAUGAGGCAUUCGAUUCUAAGGAUAUGGAUCGACACAGGGCUCAUGCUCGUGGUGCUCGAAAAGUUAUAAAUGCAAGGUUGAAAAAGAUAGGACGAAAGAUGAGUGAAAUUUCUUACUUUUUGAUGAGAUGGUUCGUCUAUAUUGACGUCGUCGGAGGUUUACUGACUACCAAACACCAUCAUAAGUAUAUUCGGGACCAAGAAGAGUAUGAGCCUGCUGAGCUGCUUCGAGCAUAUCGUCAUGGUAUUGAUGACUUAACAGGUAUGGAAGUGAACCUCUAUCCACAAUUUGCGCGUAUUUCAUACCUUUUAAGAGAAACUGAAACAUUCAUAGCAGAAACUGGAUAUGAUGCCGUUCCAAUUGAGGUUAUCAGUGAAGCUUUCGAAGUCGAAAGAAAAAUUGAUGAAAUUGUCAAGGGUACCAUACUGGGAGAACCAAUUCUUUGUGUUACCAACAAAUUGUUCUGCUAUAUGGGCUUGAUCAAUCUAUACCGGCGCGCGCUAAAGUUACCCAGGCAGCACCCUAAAGUCCAAAAACUUGUGCACAAUAGUUACUUGAUUUAUCGCAACGAUAUUGAACCACGUCUGCCGGCAGAUUUGUGUACUGUAUCUUGUGCGUUUACGAUCGGCUGUGAGUGCGUUGAUCCCAUACAUCGUCAACUAUUUGACAGCCGCAUGCGUUUGCUUGGUGAUGUUGGCAAUGUAAACGCCAUAAAAUCCCACAGCGUUAUGAAAAGGUGUUGGGAAACUGGAGAGGACAAAAUGGCGGCUGCCGAAGUUUUGGACAUUGAUGUUACCCCUCUUUAA
Molecule: messenger RNA, 3222 nt
Organism: Diutina rugosa
Lineage: Eukaryota; Fungi; Ascomycota; Pichiomycetes; Serinales; Debaryomycetaceae
Exons: 2
Coding region: 1-3222 (1073 amino acids)
Biological process (GO): retrograde vesicle-mediated transport, Golgi to endoplasmic reticulum; regulation of DNA-templated transcription; endoplasmic reticulum to Golgi vesicle-mediated transport
Cellular component (GO): Golgi membrane; COPII-coated ER to Golgi transport vesicle; endoplasmic reticulum
Molecular function (GO): zinc ion binding; DNA-binding transcription factor activity, RNA polymerase II-specific
Source: RefSeq, a predicted model, not a curated record